UCAAUGCUACUUUUGUAUAAUGUCGUAAAUUGUAUUUGAACAUCUAUUAUAACACUGUACUUCGUGCCUACAGUAGUGACGUGUCUUUAGUCGUGUCAGAUAUUACAGGUUAGAAGGAGGGAAUGUUUUUUUAAAUACAAUUUUAUUAGAUAUUUAAAUCAAACAUGUUGACAAAAUUUGAAACAAAAUCCGCCCGAGUAAAGGGGAUAUCGUUUCAUCCAAAACGUCCUUGGAUUCUUGUAAGUUUACACAAUGGAGUUAUACAAUUAUGGGACUAUCGUAUGUGUACUUUGUUAGAUAAAUUUGAUGAACAUGAUGGUCCUGUUAGAGGAAUUUGUUUCCAUAGUCAGCAACCGCUAUUUGCAUCUGGUGGUGAUGAUUAUAAGAUUAAAGUAUGGAAUUACAAACAACGUAGAUGCAUUUUUACACUAUUAGGUCACUUGGAUUACAUUAGAACAAUUGUAUUCCAUCAAGAAUACCCAUGGAUUUUAAGCGCAUCAGAUGACCAAACAAUUCGUAUUUGGAACUGGCAAAGUCGUACCUGUAUCUGUGUCUUAACUGGACACAAUCACUAUGUAAUGUGUGCCCAGUUUCAUCCUACAGAAGAUAUUAUUGUAUCAGCCUCUUUGGAUCAAACAGUCAGAGUAUGGGAUAUUUCUGGUUUACGAAAGAAAAAUGUAGCUCCUGGUCCAGGAGGUUUGGAAGAUCACUUAAAAAAUCCUGGAGCAACAGAUUUAUUUGGCCAGGCUGAUGCUGUUGUUAAGCAUGUUCUCGAGGGACAUGAUAGAGGUGUUAAUUGGGCAAGUUUCCAUCCCACAUUACCUUUAAUUGCUUCUGGAGCUGAUGACCGUCAAGUUAAAAUGUGGAGAAUGAAUGAUGCUAAAGCAUGGGAAGUGGAUACUUGCCGUGGACAUUACAACAAUGUUUCCUGUGUACUGUUCCAUCCUAGACAAGAUUUAAUUCUUUCAAAUUCAGAGGACAAGAGUAUUCGUGUAUGGGACAUGUCCAAACGUACUUGCUUACACACAUUUAGAAGAGAACACGAUAGAUUCUGGAUCCUUGCAGCACAUCCUACCUUAAAUCUCUUUGCUGCUGGACAUGAUUCUGGAAUGAUUAUUUUCAAACUUGAAAGAGAACGUCCAGCAUAUGCCGUGUACGGAAAUGUACUUUAUUACGUGAAAGAACGUUUCCUUAGGAAAUUAGAUUUCACUACUUCAAAAGAUACAUCUGUUAUGCAAAUACGUGGAGGUGGAAAGACACCUCCUUACAGUAUGUCAUAUAAUCAACCUGAGAAUGCUGUUUUAAUCUGUACUAGAGCACCCAAUAAUAUUGAAAACAGCACUUAUGAUUUGUACAUGAUACCGCGUGAGGGCAGUUCAAGCACCGAUGCCGAUACAAAACGGGCUUCUGGAGUCACCGCUAUUUGGGUUGCUAGAAAUCGUUUUGCUGUCUUAGAUAGAGCAUAUUCGUUGGUGAUCAAGAACUUGAAAAACGAAGUUACAAAGAAAGUGCAGAUUCCGAACUGCGAUGAGAUAUUUUAUGCCGGUACUGGAAUGCUUCUGUUACGCGAUGCUGAUCAAGUAAUUCUCUUCGACGUUCAACAGAAAAGAACAUUGGCAGAAGUAAAGAUCUCUAAAUGUAGAUAUGUUGUUUGGUCCAACGACAUGUCUCACGUUGCUUUGCUUGCCAAACACACAGUUAACAUUUGCAAUCGGCGAUUAGAAUCUCUGUGCUCCGUACACGAAAAUACUAGAGUAAAAUCGGGAGCUUGGGACGAUUCAGGAGUUUUCAUUUAUACUACUAGCAAUCACAUCAAAUAUGCAAUUAACAACGGUGAUCACGGUAUCAUUCGUACAUUAGACCUCCCCAUAUAUGUAACCAGAGUCAAAGGCAACCAAGUUUAUUGCUUAGACAGAGAAUGUAGACCAAGGAUUCUUAGAAUAGAUCCAACCGAAUAUAAAUUCAAAUUAGCUCUGAUCAACAGGAAAUACGAGGAGGUUUUGCACAUGGUUCGCAAUGCAAAUCUUGUUGGUCAAUCUAUAAUUGCAUAUUUGCAACAGAAAGGUUAUCCGGAAGUUGCUUUGCAUUUCGUCAAAGAUGAAAAGACGAGAUUCGGACUUGCACUUGAAUGUGGAAACAUCGAAGUUGCUCUAGAAGCUGCAAGAACCCUUAACCAGAAGAAUUGCUGGGAGAGUUUGGCUCAAGCAGCCUUACUACAAGGAAAUCAUCAAGUCGUCGAGAUGUGUUAUCAGAGAACUAAGAAUUUCGAAAAAUUAUCAUUCCUUUAUCUUAUAACUGGUAACUUAGAAAAAUUACGCAAAAUGAUAAAAAUUGCAGAAAUUAGGAAAGAUGUGUCUGGACAGUAUCAAGGUAGUUUGUUACUUGGAGAUAUUCAUGAACGUGCAAAGAUACUACGGAGCUCUGGCCAAGCUUCUUUAGCUUACGUAACAGAAAAAAUUCACGGUAUUUCAUCUCCAGAAGAUGAUGUCCUCUACAGUUCCAUGAGCGAAGAACUAUCCGCUCUUGAAAAGGGAGCAGAAUACCUCCGCCCUCCAGUACCUAUUCAACAAGCAGAGAACAACUGGCCAUUAUUAACAGUCUCGAAAGGUUUCUUCGAGGGUGCGAUGAUGUCACGCGGUAAGAGCCAAGUGGCUGCCGCAUUAGCACCCGAGGAUGACAGCGCUGUACCCGCUGAUGGAUGGGGUAAUGAUGAAGAGUUGGGAAUAGAUGACGAAGAAGGUGUGGAGAACGAACAGGCUCCUGAAGGCGAGGAAAGCGCCGGAUGGGAUGUUGAAGAUGUGGAUCUACCACCUGAACUUGAAACUACGACAAAUGCAGUAGAAGAUGGUUAUUAUUCACCUCCGACUAAAGGAGUAUCUCCGAUUCAACAUUGGGUGAAUAAUUCCCAGUUAGCCGUAGACCACAUAUUAGCAGGGUCGUUUGAAAGUGCAUUUAGAUUACUGAACGACCAAGUCGGUGUCGUUGAAUUUGAAGCUUAUCAGAAUCUUUUCAUGAAUACAUUCGCUCGUUCCAGAACAUCAUUUGCUUCAUUGCCAAAUAUUCCUUCGUUGUAUGGUUAUCCUCAGAGAAAUUGGAAAGAUGCGACCCCAAAGAGUGGUCUCCCUGCAGUUGGAUUACAUCUUACUGAUUUAGUCCAGCGACUUCAAGUAUGCUAUAAUUUGACAACUGGUGGAAAAUUCCCAGAAGCAAUAGAGAAACUUCAAGCAAUUUUACUCAGUGUGCCGUUACUAGUUGUUGAUACAAGACAAGAUAUUGCAGAGGCUCAGCAAUUGAUCCAAAUUUGCAGAGAGUAUAUUCUAGGUCUGAAGAUGGAAACUGAAAGGAAGAAUCUGCCUAAAGCUACUUUGGCCGAGCAGAAACGAAUCUGCGAAAUGGCAGCGUACUUCACACAUUGCAACUUACAACCUAUUCAUCAGAUCCUUACUUUAAGGAUAGCUGUAAAUAUGUUCUUCAAGUUAAAGAAUUAUAAAACCGCUGCUUCUUUUGCAAGAAGGCUACUUGAGCUAGGACCUAAACCUGAAUUAGCGCAACAAAUUAGAAAAAUUCUACAGGCAUGUGAUAAGAAUCCUGUUGAUGAGCAUCAGUUAGCAUAUGACGAACAUAAUCCAUUCUCUUUAUGUGCAAGCACGUUUGUUCCAAUUUAUAGAGGAAAGCCGGAAGUUAAAUGCCCAUUGUGUGGCGCAAGUUAUUUGCCACAAUUCAAAGAUUCAGUGUGUAAGAUUUGUGAAGUUGCAUUAGUUGGAAAAGAAUGUAUUGGUUUGAGAAUAAGUCCUGUACAAUUCAGAUAAUUUUUUAUAUUCUUUCCAUUAAUGUAUCUGACACUACUAAUGAAUCAUGAUUAUUUCAAUCUGUACGUCACAGUAUAUUAAUAUAAGUUUUGCUAUUCCUUAAGUAUGUUAAUGUCAAGGGUAUUAUAUUUUCAAAAGUAUUGUAAAUAAUAUGAAGCAUACGAAUGUGUAUCCAGUCUUAAAAAUAUGUUUUUAUAGUAAUUCACUAAGUAAAACAUGAAUUUUAAUGUU
Molecule: messenger RNA, 4040 nt
Organism: Megachile rotundata (alfalfa leafcutting bee)
Lineage: Eukaryota; Metazoa; Arthropoda; Insecta; Hymenoptera; Megachilidae
Gene: alphaCOP
Product: coatomer subunit alpha
Biological process (GO): endoplasmic reticulum to Golgi vesicle-mediated transport; intracellular protein transport; retrograde vesicle-mediated transport, Golgi to endoplasmic reticulum
Cellular component (GO): COPI vesicle coat
Molecular function (GO): protein binding; structural molecule activity
Source: RefSeq, a predicted model, not a curated record